AACAGCAGCACUUUGGUUGUGUGUUAGAAUAUAGAGGACGCCAGUAACAAUGUGUCUCUUUACUUUUGGAGUAUGAUGAAGAGACUCAGAUGUGACAUCACAUUGUUUUGUGUGAGCGCUGUAUUGCUGUGUCAUUGGUACCCUAUUUUACAUGGCUAUUGCUCAGAGCAGAAUGAACUUGAUUUACAAAAUCAGCCCCAGACCACACCGGACAUCCCUAUGCAGCAGGAUGGGAACAAGGAGAAUGAAAGCCAUGACAAGGACCUGCACCAGAAUCCAAUUAUAGAUCAAACACAGGAUGACACGGAACCAGUAGAAGAGCUACACACACAGGAAGCUGGACAGCAGCAGGACAAUGAGAAGGUGGAUGGGACUCCAGAGGGAGAACCUACGGUACCCGAGCAUGAUUCGAGAUCGGAGUCUUCCAGUGCCUCAGAGCAGGACGCUGACUUUCAGAGCGCUUCCCUUUUACCCCCAGAGACUGUGACUGCUAGUCAGCCUGUUCUUGACUCUGAGGACAUUUCUUUAACUUCCACUGAUCUACCCAGUUCAUCUACAUACAGCGUUGGUGAUGACUCCUGUACCUCUACUUCCAUCAGUGGUGUUUCUCCCACAGCUGCGUGUGAUGCAGGAGAAAACCCAUCAUAUGACACAGACCUCACCAGUCUUCCCAUUGCUUUGGAAAAUGGCAGCACCCACGGGACAGGAAAAAGUACCAAGGCUGGUAUAAACAGAGGCAGUAAGGGAACCAACGCCUCCAGCAUGCUGAAAGAACAGAGGGUUCAUGGUACCACAGAACCAGAUCCCACUCCUCCCAGCAAGGAUGCCGAAGACAUUCCUACUUUUGAUGAGUGGAAGAAGAUAAUGAUGGAGGUGGAAAAUGAAAAAAGUCAAAGCACACACACGUCCUCCAAUGGGGGUUCAAGUGCUGUCAAGAAAGUGCAGAAAACUACAAACUACGCUUCUGUGGAAUGUGGAGCUAAGAUUCUGUCUUCUAAUCCAGAGGCAAAGAGCACUUCAGCAAUCCUUAUGGAGAAUGUAGAUGUGUACAUGCUGAACCCCUGCAGCAACAAAAUAUGGUUUAUCAUUGAGUUGUGUCAGCCCAUUCAGCUGAAGCAGCUGGACAUUGCCAAUUUUGAACUCUUCUCUUCAACCCCCAAAGACUUUCUAGUUUCAAUCAGUGACAGAUAUCCAACCAACAAAUGGGCCAAGCUUGGGACCUUUCAUGCCCGCGAUGAGCGCACAGUUCAAAGUUUUCCACUGGAUGAGCAUUUAUAUGCCAAAUACGUCAAGGUGGAGUUGCUGUCUCACUUUGGGUCUGAGCACUUCUGUCCCCUCAGCCUCAUAAGGGUUUUUGGCACAAGUAUGAUGGAGGAGUAUGAACUGAAUUCUGAGCCCUCAGAGAGACUCACUUCUCAGGAUGAGGAUGAUGACUGCCCCCCUGGAUAUGUGCCAACAGAUGACAAAUCUUCAAAGAAUCUGAUUGGUUCUGCCAAGGAUGUUAUAAUAAAUAUGGUGAACAAUAUAGCCGCUAAUGUGUUGGGUGGAAAUCCAGAAGGUGUGGAUCAGACUGGAGGCAAUUCUUCCUUCCUGGAUUUAAAUUUGACAGAGACGACUGGAACUCCAGUUCAGAGCGUCUCCUCUACAUCAUCCAAUAUAAUCUUGGAGAGUUUGGAGGUGGAGCAGCAUGAUGUGAAAACGGUCACAGAGAUGACUUCUAUCCCACAAGACCAGGACAUGGACCAGACCAUUACUUUAUCCAAAACCCCAAUUUUAGAAGCUUUAUCAGCAACACCAACAGUCCUAGAGUCCCUCAGCCCAUCGCCCAUUAAAGAGGAGCAGAUUGUCACUUUGCUGCCGGAGGAGGAGGGGUCAGGUGAGACGGACCAAUCCGAACAGCUCUUCAGCUCCAGACCACAGGAUGAGGAACAAGGAGUUAACGCUCAACAGGAUCAGCAGUUCGACCGAGUGCUCGAGAAUGUAAAGUGCCGUAAGGACUCCACUGAUUCCUGCUCUUGUCUCAGUUCUCUACAAGAGUAUCUCCUGCAUAGAUGCUUUCCUCCUCAGGUUCACCAGGAGAAAACGAGAAAGACGUCCCAAAAAUCACAAUCUCAACCCAGCACUCAUUUUCAGCAAACCAACACUUUACUUCCUCUCAUGAGCUCAUCAUUUCCUGUGCAUGCACUCCACACCUGGACUACGGACACACCAUCUUCUAUAGAAGCUUCCGUUGUGGUGGUGCCAUCAUUGUCCGAGAAGUUCGAUGCUGGUUAUCUGGAACUCACUCCUAGUCUCACUUCAGCCCUGGCGACAGUCACUUCCACUGACAGUUUUGCCUCUCAAGCUACCCAUGCUUUGGAUUUCUUGGACCCUUCAGUGGUUGAUCUGCCUGUCCUGAAGCUUCAUGAGAAGAGCAAAGAAAAACAGCCCGGAGCUAAAAGGACUCCACUACCAACAUGCAGCUUGGAAUCACCAUCUAAUCAAGAGUCAACCACUAAAAGUGUCGAGAGGGAUCAUGACCAAAAUACUUUUCCUCCAGUAGAGAAAUCCAGCUCAGAAAGGAACUCUUUGACUCCCAGUAUGACAGCCAGCACUGUGGAACAGGCAACCUCGACCCCUCUGUCACCUGUAACUGACCAGCCCUUAGUCCAGCCAGAUGAAAGUGAAACGGUAGCACCUUCUGUGGCAUUGACAGCUACUCCAGUAACAGAACCAUUAGAGGCAGCCACAGUUGUAGUAGAACCCAAAGCUGAGAAUCUGCUAGAGGAAGCUUCUCCUGGGGACAACAGUAACAUUCAGUCAGCUCUAGGUAAUGGACAACCAGUUCAGACAUCCACUUCAGACUUCUACGCUGAAAUGCAAAUCAGCAGCGAAGCUCCAAUUCAUGGAUCCAAUCAGAAGGAGUCUGUCUUCAUGAGGCUCAAUAACCGGAUCAAAGCCCUGGAGGUGAACAUGUCACUCAGUGGACGAUACCUGGAACAGCUAAGUCAGAGAUAUCGAAAGCAGAUGGAGGAGAUGCAAAAAGCCUUUAACAAAACAAUCAUCAAACUCCAGAACACUUCAAGGAUUGCAGAGGAACAGGAUCAGAAACAGACCGAAUCUAUACAGGUACUACAGAAGCAGCUGGAGAACGUAACUCAGCUUGUUCUUAACCUCUCAAUGCGAGUGAGCCAGCUUCAGACUGAGGUUUCUGACAGGCACAGCUGCCUGCUGCUGUGUGUGGUGCUCAGCUUGCUCAUCUGCAUCAUCAUCUUCGCCAAAUUUCGGCGUCUGUCGGCUGUGAAUUCCACUCCAGAGCCUGAGACUUCCACACCAAACAUCUACAGCAACUUCUGCCCAGACAGAGCUUCCUGUGAUUAUGAAGAUGUGAACCCUAAGCGGAGAGCGUCUUAUCCGUUUGCACAGUCGUCUUUACAGAUUGCUCCGACUGAAGGGCCCAAUAUGGCAUAUGAUGUGGAAACACGGAGGAAUUCAACAGAGAAUAAAAAGAAAAAGCGAUGUAAAAUGAAGACUAGCAGAAAUCCGGAGACGAUAACUCCGACUGCCCUCUCCGUCUCAGCGGUCCCCAAUGGCCAUCCUUCUCACAGUUUGAACUUUAGGUUGCCUUUGUGUGGCACUGGUCCUCCUUUCUCCCCCUUAAGGAACCCUUCAUCUGAGGAAAGCUCGGAGGAUUCCUCGCAGUCCGACGAGCCUUCGUUCUGUGGUAUCGCUCCAUGCAGCCGACUCUGUGACACCCUGUCUCCCCCUAAGUGCCGCCCUAAAAAAAAGGGCCGUUUAAAAAAGAAGAGCUCGGUGCUGAAGCAGCUUCUUCAGCCUGUGGAGUGUAAAGGCCCGCCGGUCGCGCCUAACUUCACCCUGCAAGGAUUUUUCAAAGGCACCACAGAACUGCGCUUGAGCGGGCCUGAAGUACCUCUGCUUUCUAAAUAAGAACAGGUUUAACUGAUUGUGCUGGUGCAGCUGCUAAUUGCUUAGCAAUCUUAGCAAUUAAAUACACUGUGAGUAAAAAAUGGACCUCUGUACCUUUGCUCAUAACUUGUGAUCAACAAAUGUUGUUAACUCUUCAAUUUUUUUUCCCUGUUGUGUUAAGAGUAAGUGGCACGGUGGCUCGGUGGGUAGCACUGUCACCUCACAGCCAGAAGGUCUGGGUCCUUUCUGUGUUGAGUUUGCAUGUUCUCCCCAUGUCGGUGUGGGUUUUCUUCCACAGGUCCAAAUACAUGCAGUCAGGUUAAAUGAAGCUACUAAAAUUGCCCUAGGUGUGAAGGUGUGUGUUUAUGCAACCUGGCCAGGGUAUUUCCUACAUUUCGUCCGGUGAAUGGUACCCACCGCAACCCUGAUUAGGAUAAAGCAGUGGUAAAACAGACAAUGAAUGAAUGUUGUAUUCAGAAUUUAAUUUACAACAAAGUCAUUAUUAUUGCCAACCUUAUUUUAAGCCUGUACCUAGAAUACAAUGUGAAAUGAUUUUUACAGUGAUACAGUGAUAUUUCAUAUUCACGAUACACAACAGCUUUAACAGUGAGCUAUAAAAUGUCAGUUUGUUACCAAAUUCAACAUCAGAUAUCUGUUUAUUUUUAAUUGCAAGUUACAAACGAUGUUUGGCAAAUGUUGAUCAAUUUUCUUUUACACAAGUUAUGGGCAAAGGUACAGAUGUGUCUUUCCCACAGUGCAGUUUUUUUUCAGAUGCUGUUGUAUUAAGAUUAUUCUGGGGAUAAUAGAUAUUUUCCGUGGCUGUGGGAAACCCAAGAUUUUAGGAGUUGGACUAUGACAAUCUUUUGUAUUUCUGCCAAGCAGAAAGGGAUCAAAGCUGAAAGCACGACUCGAAAAUGAUUUAAAUGCACUGCUGCUUUUAGAAACGGUCUUAACCUGCAUUAUUUUUAAUCUAACAGAGAUGGCUUUUGCUUGAUGCUGAGUUAUCGACUGUUGAGUGUACAUUUCAGUAAAUCAUCUUGUAAAGCAAUCAGACAAGAGCAGAUUUUUUAGUUAUUACGUUUUUUGUUUAUAGAAUGAAUGUGAAAGUUUUCUAAAUAAUUUAUCUGGAAAGUUUCAACUCUUCCUGUAUCCCUGUAUGUUUUUUUUUCCAGCUACACCAGUGUCCUCCUGCAAUCCCACAGUCAUGGAUUAGUUACUCUAAGUAGGCCUGGAAUGGACUGGCAGUCCAUUGAAUGUGCUAGUGAGUUAGUCAGUCAGUCAGAGGAACAACACUUAGCCAGUAUGAGGACAGGUCUUGUGGUACUGGGUCUUUUAUAUGAUUGUAAAAUAUAAGCUUCAGAGUAAUGGUCAUACGAAUAAAUUCCAAUCAUUUUAUUUGUUUUUCUUGUUGACUGAAUGGUUGUUAUAUUUUAUCAUUCAAUUUUAAUCUUUUUUAUAACCGCUUUACCCAGAUUAAUCCUGAAGAUGUUCUGGUUCUGGGGCUGGGUCCCUCAGACAUAGCCAAUUAUGUCUGUAUGUAGACACCUGACCUGCUGAUAGCACCAGUGGGAAUUUGAACCCUGGAUCCCAACAGUAGUGGGUUAGUGUAAUUUAUCGCUAUAACACCUUAGGGCCUGUUUUAUUUAUUAUAUGCUGGGUUGUGAUCGCCAAGUGCAUACUGCACUUUAGAGUAAGAUAGUUAUAACACAUCCAUGAGUAAUGCACAGAUCUUACAUAAUUUUAACAUUUCAACUUUAUGCAAUUUCAGAUGCAGCAAAAACGGUGGUGGUUGUGCUUUAUUUUGUGGGAUAAAAUGGGUGUGUUUUGAAAUUGCUUACUAGUGAAUAUGCAUAGAUUCGAGAUUAUUGAGAGUGAAUAUGCAAAGAUGUUUGUACACCUGUUUUAAUAUGUUCUUGGGCAUUAGGAAAUAAAACCACACUGAUUUAAAAGCA
Messenger RNA from Trichomycterus rosablanca, 5858 nucleotides. Its product is annotated as SUN domain-containing ossification factor-like. Gene Ontology annotation, cellular component: cytoplasm; membrane. The record is from RefSeq and is a predicted model, not a curated record. Gene Ontology annotation, biological process: regulation of bone remodeling; protein folding in endoplasmic reticulum. Bases 73 to 3927 code for a protein of 1284 amino acids. NCBI's taxonomy places the organism in Eukaryota, Metazoa, Chordata, Actinopteri, Siluriformes, Trichomycteridae. The transcript is spliced from 23 exons.